CAGUGUCGACGCAUAUUUGGUGUGGCCAAUCGUUCUUGUUGCUGCAUUGAAAAUCCAGAGGUGUGUGUCCGCUUUCUCAGGAGAGGUUCUGCGUGAUUAUUAUCAGUCAGUCGCUAGAUUUCUGAAGGAGUGAAAAUGGCCCAAAUCGUGACCCCCCAGCCUGGUGCAACUGUUGUAGUUACACAAACUCAAGUUCUGAGGGACUGGAAUUCAGGAUUGCUUUCCUGCUUCGAUGAUAUUGGAAGCUGCCUGACCGGCUGGUGCUGCCCCUGCUUUUUGUUGUACAGCAUCUCAUCUCGUAUGGGUGAGGGGUGCCUGUAUGCCUAUUGCUGCUCCGAGAUUGCUCCAUUCACUCUGAGGGCCAAACUACGAACCGAGCAGCACAUCCAGGGAUCCCUUUGCAACGAUGCACUCACUAUCAUGUGUUGCCCUACUUGUGCCCUGUGUCAGAUGGCUCGUGAGCUUAACUGCGUCGGCAAGUAGAGUGGAGUACUUCUGGAGAACAUCAACGAAGAUAUGCAUGUUCAAUUAUCUUGUGUAGCCUUUUUUGGCGUUUUUCUUUUAAACUUAUACUUUGAAUCUUUCAUCAGUCAGUGCGAAGCAUAGGACUUUGUAUUUUCGUGUAGGCUUUUGUUAGGCGUGAUUGUUUGUAUUUUUAGCUGGUCGUAAUUUCUUUGAUGACGUGCAGGGCGCGUGUGCUUGGGUGAUUUUCAUUCGGUUUUACAGUACCACGCCGGCGCGUUAGAUCAUACAUUCAGCACGAUUACAAAUUUGUGUUCAAUUAUUUUGUGUGGCCUUUUUUGGCGUUUUUCUUUUAAACCUAUACUUUGAAUAUUUUAUCAGUCAAUGUCAAACAUAUGACUUUGUAAUUUCGUGUAGGCUUUUGUUAGGCGGGAUUAUUUGUAUUUUUGCUAGUCUUAUUUUCUUUGAUGACGUGCAGGGCGCGUGUGCUUGUGUGGUUUUCAUUCGGUUUCACAGUAACACGCCGGCGCGUUAGAUCAUAUAUUCAGUACGAUCACAAAUUGUAACCAGCUAAUACAAAACCGUAAUCAUUAAAGUGUUCUGAUCUUUUCA
Stylophora pistillata is the source of this 1074-nucleotide messenger RNA. RefSeq names its product cornifelin homolog B. Lineage: Eukaryota; Metazoa; Cnidaria; Anthozoa; Scleractinia; Pocilloporidae. The record is from RefSeq and is a predicted model, not a curated record.